AUGGCGACGCAGCGCCAGGCAGUACCUCAGCAUGAAUGGGAACAGCGCCACACGCAGGCGCUGCGGGACACGGCAGAGUCUCUGCAACUGGGGAGGGCCACAGCACACACCCUCAGCAUGCAGGCCGAACAGCUCGGCCGAAGCGAGGGCAUGGUAGACGAGACCCAGGCGACUGUGGACAUGUCCAAGCGAGUUCUCCGCGGGAUGACGUGGUCUGGCUGGUUCUACAACAAACUCUCAACAACGCCGCAGCUUUCAAACAGUAAAGAAAUUGCCAUGGGGUUUAUUUGUCCAGAAUGCAAGGUCAAGUUCCAAUCUGCUGAGCAACUGGGAACGCACUACGGCAAUUCCUACGAAGACGUCCAUGAUAAAUUUCUUCGCGACUUGGUGCCGCAACUGACCGAGCUGAAGCAACAGUCGCUGGCAUUGGGGAGUGCGCUGGACACGCAGAACGAGCAGUUGGGUCGAUUGGACUCGAAAAUUGGGCGUGUUCACCACGACAUGAAGAAAGUGGGGAUCCAAGCCAACAAGAUCAUGGGAAAGAAAGCCCCCGUGGUGUUCCGCUUCCGUUGUGCAUUCCAAGAGGCCCAAAGCAGAAGAUUUCUGCGUGAUGUGGACGGAGAGGCUCUGCUGAGUGCCGAUGUUGUUGUAGAUGGCUGUACAUUUCGUGCGUACACUCUGGGCGAUGACAGCGAUGUGUGGGGGUUCCAAAGUGAAAAGUCGAGUAACUUUUUGGGUGUCAACCGAUACGGGAACUUGAAAGUACAAGGAGCAGAUUUCAACUCGUACGAACAUUUUCUCGUGGAAUCCAAGGCCAGCACACCGCUGUUCUGUUUAUCCAGCUACUUUGGACUUGGCGGCUGGGUGACCAGCAAAGAACCCUUAAGUGACAGCAAGCUCAGCAUCAUCCGUGGCACACCCGAGAACAAACCAGCAGCAGCUCGCUUCAGAGUCGUAAACUUGGAGGAUGGAAUCCAUGACGCACCAAGGUGA
Molecule: messenger RNA, 993 nt
Organism: Phytophthora infestans T30-4
Lineage: Eukaryota; Oomycota; Peronosporomycetes; Peronosporales; Peronosporaceae
Exons: 4
Coding region: 1-993 (330 amino acids)
Source: RefSeq, a predicted model, not a curated record